AUGGCCUGUUCUCUCUCUCUUUGCAUCUUUGUAUCUGCCUCUCUCUCUCUCUCUCUCUCGAAUUGCGCAUGUUUAUGUGGCCGUGGAGCGAGCCUGAACGCGGUUGUGGGAAGUCCUGUUGGACGAGCCUCUGGAUUUGGUCUUCGGUCUCGGAAGAGUCUUCGACGUGACUCGAGGCGUAUUCCGAAUCGUCGUGUCAAGCCAAGUUCCAGAUGA
Messenger RNA from Protopolystoma xenopodis, 216 nucleotides. The record is from the annotation of a GenBank genome assembly. NCBI's taxonomy places the organism in Eukaryota, Metazoa, Platyhelminthes, Monogenea, Polystomatidea, Polystomatidae.